CAGAGAAGCUGUGCAGAAAAGAGGAAGAGCCUUCAGCCAAAAACUCUCUUCAGUUUUAUUUUGAGACACUCUAGACUUUCCGACGUGAAGCUGGACAUCUAAGCGUGCAUCCAUUUGUGGAAUGGUUUCUCUUAACUCGACACCGCUGACCUUCACAGAAGCGAUGCAAAUGAACCACAGUGAAUAUUUGAACGACUUGUACGAAUAUGUAGACGGUGACUUAAUUGUACACUGUCAUAUGGAGAAAUAUGACCGAAUCACUGGAAUAAGUUACAUCAUCAUCUGUUGCUUCAGCUUUCUCGGGAAUGGCAUGCUCCUCUUAGGUCUGGCCUGCUUCGAAGAUCUCAGAAGGGUCACCAUGCGUUUUUUGUUCUUCUUGGCGCUCUUUGACCUGUUGUUCACGCUGACUAUUCCCUUCUGGGCUGUUGAGAACAUGAUGGAGUGGAUUUUUGGGCAUGUUGCGUGUAAGAUCCUAACCGGGGCAUAUUUUGUUGGAAUAUACGGAAGCCUGAUACUAAUGACGGCCAUGACGGUCGACUGCUUCUUUUUUAUCGUUGUGCGCAGCCAGUGGUUGACUCAUAGCAGACGGCUCAACUGUGCAAAAGCAGCUUUCGCAGGGUCAUGGAUCAUCAGUGUAUUAGCCUCUCUGAAAGACGCCCUGUCCUCCGAGGUUAAGACGGUGAAUUCCGUCCAAACCUGUGACACCACGGCUUCUCAACACGACCACGCAGGUUACUACACACAGCUUAUCAUGCUCUUCAUCAUUCCGCUGGUGAUCAUCAUCCUGUCUUACGGAAAAAUCCUGCACACUCUCUUGUCCAGCACGGGCCGGACGAGGUACAAGACGUUCAUUGUGGUUUGGCUCAUCAUCAUGUCGUUUGUCAUAUGUUGGGGACCUUAUCAUGUUGUCAUAAUCCUGAUGCCGCUUCUUUCUGAUAAGGAUUGCGAAAAAGGCAAUCAGCUCCACCGAUCCUUUGUCGCCUGUCGGAUCCUUGCCUAUUCUCACUGCUGCAUCAAUCCACUGUUGUUUCUGAUCCGAGGAAGACCCAGAAGAAUCCUGUCCAGCUUACUGUUCCGCCAGACACGACACAGGAGCCUUCAACCCUCAGACAGAUCUUCUGACCCCAGCCACUUCAUUCAACAGCACUUCAGCAGGGCGAUUCCACAAAAUGUAACAGAGCUCAAAUCAAUUUAGGAAACGAGAACGAAAUCAAACAUUUCUCCUUUUUUGUGUGAGUGAUUCCUAUAUUUUUACACAUGAAAAUAUUAGACAGAGUUAAUACGCUGAUAUGGAAAUAUCUUCUUUCAAAAGUGACAUUUUAUAUUACAAUAUUAUCCUAUAUAAAAUCCUCCUUAUUUUUUAUAUCUGGAUUUGUUACUAUAUAAUAUAUUUUUUCCCCUUUGUGUGUUUUGCAUUAAAGUUUUUUAGAAGCUGUUUUUUUUUUGUGUUGACUUAACAGAUAAAGAUUUUUUUUCUUUCUAGUAUUGAGUGCUGGAUUUACCAUUAAUUUCUUUAGAAUGUAUUUUUUUUAACUCAUUUUACAUUUUAUUUUCUUCUCUUUUUAAAAAAUAAAUAAAUUGUAUUACUAUAAAUAACCUUACACUGCAUUUAACACACACACACGCACACACACACACACACACACACACACACACACACACACACACACACACACACACACACACACACACACACACUUCAAUUCAAAAUUGAAACUAUUUAAACAACAGCAGAGGAGGUGUUAUGUCGAGUGUUAUGUCGAGUGUUAUGUCGAGUGUUAUGUCGAGUUUAAUGUCUUUCGGUUUUAACACUUUUCAAUUUUAGUCAUCUCUUAUUGUCUCGGGCAAAAGCAAGAAAAUCCUUUGCACCAAAUGAUGGCAUGUUUUCUCAGUUUAUAGACUGUUAGUACGAGCAUCUUGGCUUAGAUGAUGUAAAUGUUGCGUUUGAAAUAAAUACGGUUGUUUGUAGGAAAUCACCGCAAAGAUUUGCCAACAAUUACAAAGUUACGUAACACUUGUAGCGUUUUAAAUCGACACCGAACGUCAGUCAUCAUCACUUACUUUCUUUUCUUCUUUUUCUUUUUUUUUUCUUUUCUUUUUUUUUUUUAAAGGUUAUUUUUUUGUUGUUAAUUUAAUUCAGGCUUUCAUUGCGAAACUCCUGAAGACUUUCCCAAACCAUAAAUCUUAUUCAGUGUUGCGAGGCCCUUUAAAAUAACGAUAUACAUAAUGAUAACGAAAAUGAUCCUUACAGAAAAUUGUCAUCGUUUCAACGAUGGUACAUUUUUCUUUGUUCUAAACACUCACAUUUUUUUUUUAAAUCAGUCACAAAGGAAUUAAAGGAAACUCAAAAGUCCCUGUGCAUUCGCAGUUACUAUAGAAAAACUGGAAUCAAGUGAAUCCUUAAACACCUCAAUCCUUAUGUCUUUUUUUUUUUUUUUUGGUCUUUACUUUUUAUGCCACGUUGGUUAGCAAAUACACGAUAAAACAAUCAACUGCUACUGUAUCUGUUGGUUUCAGCGAGAUGUCCGAUUCAAUUAGAUAAAGCUCUCGUUUCUGAUCAGCUGUCGACUCAUUAAAAAGCUCUUUUCUUUCUUAUAUGUCUUAUAGAUGGCAGGUGGAGACAAAAAUAUAUAAACCAUGGAUGAGAGUUUUUACUCUUCUGUCUAUUAUUCUGACGUAUUUAUAUUCGUAUUCUACUUGUAUUAAGCUAAUUAAAGCUGAUCAGGCUCAGAAAGGAUUUUUCCCCAUCAAUCUUCUAUCUACUUCAACGCUCUUUAUCUGGGGUUGACAUCCCUGCCAUGUGGAGACAUUUAAAUUUCUAAUCAUUGUAAUUUCUAAGCUUCUAGAUACAGUGCUGCAAGUGUGGAAAACUCAAUUACAAGCUUGAUCUUAAUCUUUUUUUUUUUAGUUUCAUGUAGUUUAAUUCUGGAGCACUUCAGCGUUAAACUACAUGGGAGUAGACCAAUGGGAGUAGACCGAUGGGAAUAGGUCAAUGGGAGUAGAGCAAUGGGAGAAGAUCAAUUUGACAAUAUUUAUGCAUUUGGAGGUCAAUUGGUCCACUUCUUAGUCAUCCAGCACUGGGAAACCACUGGAGAGCUGAAACUGCUGGAAAGCUGAAACCACAGGAGAGCUGAAACCGGUGGAGAGCUGAAACCAUUUUCUCGCUGAAACCAUUUUCUCGCUGAAACCAUUUUCAAGCUUUAAACAUUUUCAAUCUGUAUUUAUUCAAUUCUAAUCUGUUAGAUCUUCUGUCCUACUACAUAUCUCACUGAUCACAUCCUCCUGAUCUCAGGUCUCAAACCUAAACUAUUUUUAUGGUUUCAGAAAGCUUACAGACUUCCUGCUGAAAGAAAGAUACCCCUGUAAUAUUAAUUGACUGAUUUCUGUCCGGGUUUUGAUGUUUCUGUUAUGAUUUAACGCUUUAUUUUAUUCCUAUGAGUCCAAUCAUUCUUAAUUCUGUUAGAGAUCUAAGGUAAGUGUCAUUGUCAUGCAAUCAAAUUUAUGAAGUAUUUUCUUUUAUAUGAUUAGAAUAAAUCAAAUCUAUGAU
Molecule: messenger RNA, 3547 nt
Organism: Tachysurus fulvidraco (yellow catfish)
Lineage: Eukaryota; Metazoa; Chordata; Actinopteri; Siluriformes; Bagridae
Gene: xcr1b.2
Product: chemokine (C motif) receptor 1b, duplicate 2
Exons: 1
Coding region: 122-1195 (357 amino acids)
Biological process (GO): G protein-coupled receptor signaling pathway; immune response
Cellular component (GO): membrane
Molecular function (GO): G protein-coupled receptor activity
Source: RefSeq, a predicted model, not a curated record